CUUCCAUUCAACAUUUCUUCUUGUUUCUUUUUCAAGCUUUUUUCAAAAACCAUGGCGAAGCUUGCUUUGGUUGUGGUAUUCUUUUUGGGUCUUGUCCUUUCAACUCAAGGAGAAUUCACCCAAUUCGAUGGCUUCGCCGGAAGUGUGUUAAGCUCUGCAGAAGAUGAAGCUGAGAGUGCCAAAGGGUCGUUGUUCCAGAUGUUUUCCCCUGAUAUAAACAAGGUUACUACAGAAGUCAAAGGUGCGGCCGACACCUUAUCGACCUCCGGAACAGAUGCUGCCAAUAUCAUGAAAGAGAAUGCUGAGUCAUGGGUUGAUACAUUUUCCCCUAAUGCCACCCCGGGCCCGUCUGCCGAUAAUCCGAAGAAGUCAUCAUGGACUGGUUGGAUCACAGACAGGCUCAGGGGCAUUGGGCUAAUGCCUUCCAAUGACUCAAAGAAAGAGGCAAACAAUUUGGCUUCGACUCCGGCUAUGGCACCAGGACCUGCCUUUGCACCCAUUGUAUUUGGUUAAGAUGGGAUUAAUAUAAACCAAACUAUUAUCAAUAAGUGCUGGAUGCAGGGGUAAAACACACUGCAAUUUUAAGGAGAGAAUUUGUGUUCAAGCCCUGGAAAUAAUGUUUUUGAGAAAGGCAACUAUGAAUCCUAAAAGGAUUAGUCUUCAUAGACCAUGAAGCAGAUAUGGAAGAUACAUUGGUUUUUCAAUAGA
Messenger RNA from Gossypium raimondii (Peruvian cotton), 708 nucleotides. RefSeq lists its product as uncharacterized. The coding region runs from base 52 to 513 and encodes 153 amino acids. The record is from RefSeq and is a predicted model, not a curated record. The transcript has 2 exons. NCBI's taxonomy places the organism in Eukaryota, Viridiplantae, Streptophyta, Magnoliopsida, Malvales, Malvaceae.